AUGGACUUUAUGAAGGUUAUAAACGAGUUGGGUUAUGUAAAAAUCAAGGGCAUGUGGUAUCAUCACCCAAAAUUAUCAUUUGAGCGUGGGCUACGACCUUUUGACAGUGAUGCAGAUGUGUUGAAAUUUGGGGAAGAAAUGAAUGGCUACGAUAUUGGUAAUAUCUAUGUUGAGCAUGUAGUAGAUGAACCCGAAGUUUUAACAGAAGAAGAAGUAAGAGAGUAUGUUGAAGUACAUAUGGAAGAAGAAAAUGUGGAAGAGAGGGAAAAAGUAAAUGUGGAAGAGAGGGAAAAGGUAAAUAUGGAAGGGAGGGAAGAAGUAAAUAUGGAAGAGAGGGAAGAAAUAAAUGUGGAAGAGAGGGAAGAAAUAAAUGUGGAAGAGGGGGGAGAAGAAGUAAAUGAGGAUGAAAGUGAGGAAGACGAAGAUUUUGUGCAAGAUGAAAUAGAUGAUUUGGGGGAUAGUGAAUUUGAUGACUUAGUUGAGGAUGAUUGGGAUUGGACACACGAAGUACCAAGCCACACAUUUACGCAAGAAAACAACGAUGCAACCCAAGUCUCGUCAACCCAAGAACCAACCAAAGCAUCUGAUUUUCAAGAAGCCUAUGAUGUUGAAUCAGAUGAACUUGAUACUCCCCGAGGAAGUGAUGACGAUGGUGAUGAACCUACUUUUCCGAAGUUUAAAAUGCCCGAAAGUGGUGAUCAUGUGAGAUUUGAGCUUGGAAUGUCAUUUGCCUCAAAAAGUCUUAUUAGAGAGGCAGUGAAGUCAUUUGCAAUGGAAAAGAUAAAAAACCUACAUAUCACGAAAAACGAUAGGAAGCGAGUUGUUGUUAGGUGUGAUAAGGACUGUCCCUUUUACAUGAGAUUUAGUAAAAGGGUAGCGAACGAAUACUGGCAGUUGGUGAACAUGACUGAUGAUCACACUUGUCAUAGGACUGCUAAGAAUAGGCAAGCUACAACAGAAUGGCUGGCUAAGAAAUUUAUACCCCUCUUGAGACAUACACCUGAAAUGAGGCCAAAGGGUUUGGUUGCAGAGUCACUUGAAAAGUGGGGUGUGAAGUUGUCGUCGGCACAAGCAUACAGGGCCAAAACAAGAGCAUUGGAACUAAUACAUGGUGCUGAGACUGAGCAAUACGCAUAUUUGAGAAAUUAUGGUGAGGAGCUCAGAAGGUCUAAUCCUAAUACCACUGUGAUAAUCAAGUGUGGGAUGUCUGAUGUUGGACCUGUUUUUGAGAGGAUAUACAUUUGUCUAGAGGCCUGUAAAGCAGCAUUUGCAUAUACCUGUAGGCCUUUGAUUGGUCUUGAUGCAUGUUUUUUGAAGGGUGAGUACGGUGGUCAGCUAAUGGCGGCAGUGGGAAUGGAUGGGAACAAUCAAAUUUAUCCAAUUGCUUAUGCUGUGGUGGAAGCCGAGACAAGAGACUCAUGGAAGUGGUUUCUGGAUCUUUUAUUAGCAGAUCUGAACAACAUUUUUCCAAGGGAUUGGUACAGGCUGUGUGUUAAGCACUUGUACGGAAACUGGAAGAAGAAGUACCCUGGCGCACAUAUGAAAGAGUUACUAUGGCAAGCAGCUAGGGCAACUGUAGUUCCAGAUUGGGAAAGAGCCAUGAACAAGAUUGAACUUAUCGAUCCAGCUGCUUGUAAAGACAUGAAGGACAUUCCGGCUGCCAUGUGGAGUAGGUCUGCAUUCCGCACUUACAGUCAUUGUGAUUUGCAGGUAAAUAACAUGUGUGAGGCGUUCAACAUGGCUAUAUUGGAGUAUAGAGACAAGCCCAUCAUCACUUUACUCGAAGGUAUAAAGCAUUACAUUACAACAAGGAUAGUGAAGCAGAAAAAUCUCAUUACUCGAUUCAGAGGCAAUAUUUGUCCUAGGGUGGAACAAACUAUUGAAAGAUUAAAGAGGGAGGCUGGUGGUUGGACACCAACAUGGCACGGAGAUGAUGCUUUCAAUAUCUUUAGUGUGACCAAUGGUACGGACACUUACGAGGUGAACUUACAACUACAUCAUUGUGCUUGCCGUAAAUGGGCUCUAAGCGGCAUUCCAUGUGUUCACGCCAUUGGUUGUAUUUUACACAAAAAGGCUGACACAUUUCCUUUUGUGUCACAGUAUUAUAGGAAAACAAGUUUCAUGGAAACAUACUCUAAUAUUGUUCUACCUUCGAAUGGUCCAAGACUUUGGCCAACAACGGAAGGUGAACCAAUUAAUCCACCAGUCAUGAGGAGAGCUCCAGGACGACCCAAAAAGAAAAGAAACAAGUCUAAUGAUGAGCCCACUUCAAGCAAUGUGUUACCUAGAAUCUUGACAACUGUCAAGUGCAAAAGCUGUGGGAAUUUUGGGCACAAUUCAAGGAUGUGCAAGGGAAAGACAGCGGCGGAUCGACAGUUGCCCAAAGGAAGUAAUAAGACAAAGAAGCAGACGAAAGCAUCAACCUCAGGAAAUACCAAAACAAAGAAGCAAAAGAAGUCAUCAACCGAUGAAGCGCCUACUGUUUUGACACAAGGAUCGCAGGCGCCUCUAACACAAGAAACAACUAGAUAG
This is a messenger RNA of Vicia villosa (hairy vetch), 2532 nucleotides long. RefSeq lists its product as uncharacterized. NCBI's taxonomy places the organism in Eukaryota, Viridiplantae, Streptophyta, Magnoliopsida, Fabales, Fabaceae. The record is from RefSeq and is a predicted model, not a curated record. The transcript has 3 exons. The coding region runs from base 1 to 2532 and encodes 843 amino acids. Gene Ontology annotation, molecular function: zinc ion binding.